AUGAUCAUCAAUUGCUGCGGCACCAAGUCCUGCACUAAGACAAAUUACAAUGCCACGACACGACAGGUAUCAACUGCUGGGAAGACCUACCAACCAGCCGCAGCAGACGAAACUCUUCCCCCAAACAGUGAAAUUGAUCCUGUGACAUCCGUUGAAAACAUUGUCGAGCCUGAAACAAUCUCAGAAGCUGACGCUGAAAGCAGUUCAGUGUUUGCUGACAGCAAAACUUCGACUUCAGAGGCUGCAUCUAGCUCUACUUCAACCAGCACAACCACAACAACCACAUCCACUUCAACAACUUCAACAACUACUACUACCACAACAACCACAACAACGCCUCCUCCUACUGCAGAAGAAUUGGUUCUUGGAAAAUGUGACUCAACUUUUACCAAAGAUGUUAAAAUGUUUGAUACGGAUGGAAGUUUAAAAGACCCGGAAAAAUACGGAUUUUGGGUGAAUUCUUGCGAUCAAUUAUUUGUGUUUGGGAAAUCACUGGUAACGUGGCGAGAUAAUUUCAUCCGCUGCGCCAAAAUAGGCAUGAAGCCGGUUGAAAUUGAAAACGAUAAUAAGUUACAGUGUCUUAAAAACCUUGCUUCCACGUGGAAAUACGGAUCCAACUACUGGACGUCAGGUUUGCGGACCAGCGUUGACGGAUUUUCUUGGUGCAACCAAAAUGGGACGACGCGAGGGGCGAGCUUGCCGGCCGCGACCUGGGAGCAAGGUCAGCCAGACAACCUGAACAAGUCUGAAAAUUGCAUGCACCUCAACAUCACGCGGGCCAAUGCAAGCGUCGUUACCACUGACAAAAAGUGCACCAACAUUUACGUUUUCGCGUGCCAGGGAGCGCCAACCCCAGCUCCGCCAUGUUCGUCGCCAUCCUGUCCGAACGUCACUUGUGAGAAAAACUCUGCGCUGUUUACCAAUGUGACCAAAAACGGAAAAGUCAGCCAGUACCUGACGAAUCCAGCGAAGCACGGAAAUUGGUACAGCAAAAAUGGCCGCUUCUACGUUUUCAGCUAUGCAAAUCAGACUGAAACGUACGCGGGUGCAAGCAAAGCCUGCUGCGAGUUUGGAAUGACACUGCUUAGUCUGCAGUUUGAUUACAAAUACAAGGCAAUUACAGCCGGGAUAGAAGUAAAUAUGGGCGACGCCGCCUUUUACUGGACAUCGGGCACGGACACCGGCUGCGAAUCUAACUUUGGCUACUGCGCGGUGAAGCGCCUUUUGCGCGACGAAGCCGUUUGGCAGCCCGGACAACCGGACAACGCCAACGGCCAAGAAAACUACGUGGCUGUCUACAUCAACAGCUCGUCGGCAAUGCUGGCCGACUUCAGCGGAGAGACAAAAUUCCGUUAUAUUUGCGAAGGUAGGGACAAUUCAAGGGCCGAGUCUGGUGGCAAGGGCGUGCGGGAUGAGUGCGCGGCAAUUUACAACAUAAGUUCUGGCGAGUUGGACACGCUGAUGGGCAGGACAGAUUAUGAUUUGAGGACAAAGUGCUUCCUUAAAUGCGUGGGAGAAAACAGCGGAUUGAUGAUUAAUGGGAAGUUUGUGGAAAAUGAGGUUCUCUCGAUUUUGGAAAAAAUGGCCAAGGGAAAUUUGGAUGAUUUGAGGAAAAACUUGAUGGUCAUUGACGAUUGUGGAAAUGGAACAGAGGGAAUGGACGAAUGCGAUAAGGCGUCCCAAAUGAUUAAAUGCACCAAGGAAAAAGCACCUGAUGUGGUCAUGGGUGUCGUCAGCGAAAUGGAAAAAGCAAUUUCUGCUGAAGAAGCUGCACAGGGUGCUGUGGCUGCACUUCCUCCUGUGGAGCCGAAAUGCGUUCUCAACUUCACCUGUGACAUUAUCCCUGAAUAUCGGCAGCUGUACGAAAAUACAACAACAGUAGGUUCAGGAGCAACUCCUGAUGCCUAUGUCGACAGUGCUUGUCGCAAGAAAUACGUGUUUCUGGGAGGAAGUUACUCAUUCGAUGUUGGAAUGACCGAGUGCUGCAAAUAUGGCCUGAGACUUGCAACUUUGGAGUCUUUGACGGAAAUAAAUUGCAUUGCUGUUGAAGCCACGUAUGUGCACAAGUCUUGCCUCACGUGGGUGGCAGCCUCAAGGGAAGGUGGCAAGCCCUUUUGGUGCUAUAAUUCCAGCAUGCCCAUGGCCUCAUCUGUGACAUCCGACCCUGACGUCACCAAGGUGGCCCUGAUGUUUGACUUUGCAACUAAAGCUCUUGUGCCCUACAACACAUCUUCCUUCUCUCAUGUUCUGUGCGAGGAAAUUUGAAUAUUAAAG
This is a messenger RNA of Cloeon dipterum, 2274 nucleotides long. RefSeq lists its product as uncharacterized. The transcript is spliced from 22 exons. Gene Ontology annotation, molecular function: odorant binding. Lineage: Eukaryota; Metazoa; Arthropoda; Insecta; Ephemeroptera; Baetidae. The record is from RefSeq and is a predicted model, not a curated record. Bases 1 to 2265 code for a protein of 754 amino acids.